AACAAUCAGAGACAACAGCCUUGGAGAAAGAGAGAAACAAGAAGACUUAGGGAGAUGGGUCGAGCUCCUUGCUGCGACAAGGCCAACGUGAAGAAGGGACCGUGGUCCCCUGAAGAGGAUGCUAAGCUCAAGGCUUACAUUGAGAAAUAUGGAACCGGAGGCAACUGGAUUGCUCUUCCUCAGAAAAUUGGCCUUAAGAGAUGUGGAAAGAGUUGCAGACUUAGAUGGCUGAAUUACUUGAGACCAAACAUCAAGCAUGGUGGAUUCUCUGAAGAAGAAGACAACAUCAUCUGCAACCUCUAUAUAACACAACUCCCUGGAAGAACAGAUAAUGAUAUCAAGAACUACUGGAACACCAAACUGAAGAAGAAACUACUUGGAAGGCGCAAACAAUCAAACAUAAGCCGGUCAAGCCAGGACCCCACUGACAUGAAUGGCGCAGACGAUAGUCAUGAUCAACAAUCACAGGCCUUGAGCAAUUCAGCCCUAGAAAGGCUGCAGCUCCAUAUGCAGCUUCAGAGUCUCCAAAAUCCUUUCUGUAAUUUCUACAACAAUCCUGCUCUAUGGCCCAAGCUCCACCCUUUGCAAGAGAAGAUGCUCCAGAACCUCCAGUCCUUGAAUGGAAACCCUAACACUCUUCUGCAACCUCUUCCCCCAAUCCCUAAUCUAGAGCAAGAACAGCCUAUCCUUCCUGUGACUCUUCAACAAGACUAUUCAAAUGGGAUAUCUUCAUCAGAUGGAUCAGUUCCCUUUGUUACAGAGAACAAUUUGAUGGCAAAUGGAAUAGAACAAUCUAAUAAUGCCGGGAUUCAACCAGUUUCAAGCUUCCAGGGCGAGCUAGAUGAAUUUCUCAAUAACAAAACUACAGUUGGUAAUAACUUUGCACAGCAGGAGCAUCAAACGGCAGAACUUGACUGUUUCAAGGACAUGAAUGGUUCAAAAGACAGCAUGGUUUGGUGGUCUAAUGGCGGAUUUGAUGCAAAAUCUGCAUCCCCAAACUCAUGGGAUUCAACUUCUGUUCUUCAGACGUCGGAGAGGAUAAUGUUCCAAGAUUAUGAAUUGGGUUAUAAUAUGUAGAGAGAAAAAGAAAAAAAAAGUAGGGAUGGAUUUGUAAGGUUUUUGGUGAUGGUCAUGACUCAUAAGAUGAAAGGUGCAUCGUGUAAUGUUGUAAAUUGUGUGGAUAAUAAUUUUAAUUAAUUAAU
Molecule: messenger RNA, 1202 nt
Organism: Rubroshorea leprosula
Lineage: Eukaryota; Viridiplantae; Streptophyta; Magnoliopsida; Malvales; Dipterocarpaceae
Source: the annotation of a GenBank genome assembly